Molecule: messenger RNA, 1090 nt
Organism: Aspergillus sclerotioniger CBS 115572
Lineage: Eukaryota; Fungi; Ascomycota; Eurotiomycetes; Eurotiales; Aspergillaceae
Product: putative Phosphoserine phosphatase
Exons: 7
Coding region: 151-945 (264 amino acids)
Molecular function (GO): phosphatase activity
Source: RefSeq, a predicted model, not a curated record
CCCCUCGUCGCGCUCUGACAUCUUCAAGCCCUCCACCAGCAUCUCCGUCUUCAUUCUCACCGGAAGUUCUUUGAUCCUCCCUAAUUGCGCCUGUCUGAUCUGCUCCUCUCUGGGUUUCUGAUUAGAAUAAAUCCCAUCCAGUCCGUCACCAUGAGUGCUUCUACGCUUCCAUACAUGAAGACGAGCCCAAAGCUCAUCUUCUUCACCGAUUUCGACGGAACUAUCACACUCGAAGACAGCAAUGAUGCUAUGAUUGAUAACCUUGGCUACGGGUAUGCAAAGCGUCGGCAAGGAAACGUGGCCGUUCUCGAAGGCACCAUGAGCUUUCGUGACGCUUUCCGUGAUAUGCUAGACAGCAUCAAGACCCCCUACAAUGAGUGCAUCGAGUACCUCAAGAAGCACAUGAAGCUGGAUCCUCACUUCGUGGAGUUCUACAAAUGGUCAAAGGAGAACAAUGUACCGAUCGUGGUGUUGUCCUCCGGGAUGGUCCCCGUCAUCAGCGCCCUGUUUGAGGAGUUCCUGGGUGGCAAACCGGACGACCACCUCUACAUUGUCGCCAAUGAGGUUGAGGGCCGUGAUGGAAAGGAUAUUAACACCGAAGGUGGCUGGCAGAUCAAAUACCAUGACGAUAGCCACUUCGGCCACGACAAGUCCUUGGAAAUCAAGCCGUACGCCGCACUGCCGGACAGUGUGCGCCCGACCUUAUUGUACGCAGGAGAUGGUGUGUCUGAUUUAUCCGCCGCCGCAGAGACUGAUCUUCUGUUUGCCAAGAAGGACAAGGACUUGGUGACAUUCUGCGAGCGCGAGAAAAUCCCGUUCACCCUCUUUGAAAGCUGGGAGACCAUUCUGUCUACGACCCAAGAUAUUCUGGGUGGCAAGGUCUCCGUCAAGACAGUGGCUCAGGAUGGACUGGAGGCGGUCCACCGGGGAGCGAACAAGGUCUAAUGCGCCGCACCAGGAACGGUAGUUAGCAGCGGCCUUUCAUACUGUUAGAUAUAGAUCGCUUGGGUAUAUACGCACCAGACACAUAGUUUAGAUAUCAUGUUAAGAUAGAGGAAUAUACGGAGUAUAGAACUCCGGAUACCACCGG